GGCAAGAACAGAACGUACCCCUAUCGCCAAGAUGGGAUAUAUGAUCCAUACGUCCAACGCUCAUCUCUCGAUCGGAGACCUUAAUGGGGGGAUUGGUACUCGCCGGUUCGAUCCCGCGAAGAUGUACCUCCGGCCCCUGGAACCAGACGAAGUGGAGGUUCCAUGGAGCGAAGAAUGGACGUGUGUGGCCUGCUACAAAGCAGAAAGAUGCUCGAAGUGCAAGAAGAUGGCUGUGCACAUAAAUUCCAUCAUUGUUGCCGUGGAUGGGGCGUGCAGAGGCAAUGGAACCUCUCAUGCCAAAGCUGCCGCUGCAGUCUACUUUGGACCCCAGUCCGCUUACAACGUUGCCCGGGUUCUGAACAGCCCAGAUCCAACCAACCAGAAAGCAGAACUGGAGGCAGGAAUUAUUGCCCUCGAAAGAGCCUUGGCGAUAUCUAAGAACGAGAGAUUCUAUUCCUACGACGACGACUCGGGCGCCCUCCUGGAAACGGUGGUGGUCAAGACCGACUCUGAAUAUCUCGCCAAGGGGAUGUCCGAGUGGGUGUUGAAAUGGGAGCAAAACGGCUACAUCAAUUCUCGAGGCUUGCCUGUUCUGAACGCUUCAUUGUUCCGCACACUUCAAAGUUUGGCUGCUGAGCUCGAGGAGCGAGAUGUGAAAGUCCUCUUCUGGCACGUCCCCAGGCAUCUCAACAAGAAGGCCGAUCAGAUGGCGAACAACGCGCUGGACGGUAAACCUAUCUAGGUUGUCUAGGGCUAAAUCAGUCGAAAAAAUGCGACAUAUCAACCCAUCCGUUAACUAGUUAUUUGCAAAACUUAUCAUGUUAUCAGCUCAAAAUUGUACGGCGGUUUCUGAUUGAACAUCUCCAGGCGACGAUGUCCAGUUUGAAAAAACACACUCAAUAAUCAGCAAGAAUGGAGGCAAAGGAGCAACUAGCUAAUCACUUACUAACUAAGCAAUAUAUGUAUAAUUUGACAAUGGUGGCUGAAUCUUUCUAUCUUAUUGUCUUUGCU
This is a messenger RNA of Penicilliopsis zonata CBS 506.65, 1011 nucleotides long. RefSeq lists its product as hypothetical. The transcript has a single exon. NCBI's taxonomy places the organism in Eukaryota, Fungi, Ascomycota, Eurotiomycetes, Eurotiales, Aspergillaceae. Bases 32 to 742 code for a protein of 236 amino acids. Gene Ontology annotation, molecular function: RNA-DNA hybrid ribonuclease activity; nucleic acid binding. The record is from RefSeq and is a predicted model, not a curated record. Gene Ontology annotation, biological process: DNA replication, removal of RNA primer.